AUGAAAAUCAUUCACGGCUAUAUUGCUAAAUUGUUUCGACGAUUUAUAACGGAAAUUUUCUUUCUUCUUGUCCUUCUUCUUUCUUUCUUUCUUUCUUUCUUAAUAUUCCACCAUUUAUUUUUCUAUUCGUAUCUAUCUAUCUACCUAUCUAUCUAUCUAUCUAUUAAUAAGAAAGCACAUUCUGUUCCUCCAUUACAACCACCAUUUUUUUCCGUGCUGCCAGUGAAAAAUGAGUCAGACAUUGAAUAUCCGAGGGAAGCCAUCUUUCUUCCUUGUUUUCGCUUUCUUCGAGCAACGAUCCCCCACCCCUUCAACCCAGACCGAUCCUGUUCCUGCCACUGCAGACUCCAUACGUUUCCUGUCUCUUGCUACUUCUUCGCAAACAACCAACCCCUUACCCUUCCUUUUCUUCUUUCCUAUUUUUCGCCAAGGCUUUACCUUCCCCAUUCCCCUGUGAUAUCCUUCUACUCAACUCCUGCCUCCCUCCCACUACCAUUUCUUUAUCCUUAUUGUCUGUGUCUAUCAGAUUUUCCUUUCUUCACUCCUCCUCCCAACUCUAUUGGACUCUCGUUUACAACAUUGUUGCAAACGGUUCUCACCAUUCUUUCUUUCUUGUUCAUUUCUUUCGUUUUUAUUUCCCUACUCUUUCUUUCUUUCUUUCACCCUUUUUUCUUUUUUAUUUCCUCACCUUUUCUUUUUCUUUCUUUCUUUCUUUCUUUCUUUCUUUCUUUCUUUCUUUCUUUCUUUCUUUCUUUCUUUCACCCUGUUCUCUUUUCAUUUCCCUUCCUUUCUUUCUUUCUUUCUUUCUUUCUUUCUUUCUUUCUUUCUUUCUUUUCUCCCAACCUUUCUUUCUUUCUUUCUUUCUUUCUUUCUUUCUUUCUUUCUUUCUUUCUUUCUUUCUUUCACCCUGUUUUCUUUUUUAUUUCCCCACCUUUUCUUUCUUUCUUUCUUUCUUUCUUUCUUUCUUUCUUUCUUUCUUUCUUUCUUUCUUUCUUUCUUUCACCCUGUUCUUUCUUUCUUUUCUUUCUUUCUUUCUUUUCUUUCUUUCUUUCUUUCUUUUUCACCCUGUUUUUUAUUUCCCCUUUUCUUUUCUUUCUUUCUUUCUUUCUUUCUUUCUUUCUUUCACCCUGUUCUUUCUUUCUUUCUUUCUUUCUUUUCUUUUUCUUUCUUUCUUUCUUUCUUUCUUUCACUAUGUUCUUUCUUUCUUUCACCCUGUUUCUUUUCAUUUCCCAUUCUUUCUUUCUUUCUUUCUUUCUUUUUUUUCUUUUUUCUUUCUUUCUUUUCUUUUUUUCACCUGUUUCUUUUCAUUUCCAUUCUUUCUUUUCUUUCUUUCUUUCUUUCUUUUCUUUCUUUCUUUCUUUCUUUUUUCAUCCUGUUCUCUUUUCAUUUCCGUUCUUUCUUUCUUUCUUUCUUUCUUUCUUUCUUUCUUUCUUUCUUUCUUUCUUUCUUUCACCCUGUUUCUUUUCAUUUCCCGUUCUUUCUUUCUUUCUUUCUUUCUUUCUUUCUUUCUUUCUUUCUUUCUUUUCACCCUGUUUUCUUUUUUCUUUCUUUCUUUCUUUCUUUUCACCCUGUUUUCUUUCUUUUUUUUCUUUCUUUCUUUCUUUCUUUCUUUCUUUCUUUCUUUCUUUCACCCUGUUCUUUCUUUCUUUCACCCUGUUCUUUCUUUCUUUCUUUCUUUCUUUCUUUCUUUCUUUCUUUCUUUCUUUCUUUCACCCUGUUCUUUCUUUCUUUCUUUCUUUCUUUCUUUCUUUCUUUCACCCUGCUCUCUUUUCAUUUCCCGUUCUUUCUUUCUUUCUUUUCUUUCCUUUCUUUCUUUCUUUCUUUCUUUCUUUCUUUCGUUCUUUCUUUCUAUCUUUCUUUUUCUUUCUUUUUCUUUCUUUGUUCUUGUUUUCUUUUCUUCUUUCUUUAUUCUUCUUGUUUUCUUUUAGUUUCUUUCUUUCACCCCUCACUUCGGAAUUUUAUAAGGAUGUUGACUUCUUCUUCUUCUUCUUCUUCUUCUUCUUCUUCUUCUUCUUCUUCUUCUUCUCUUUUAGCUCCCUCUUUUUGUCACUCUCCUUCUUUGCUUCAUCUUGUCUUGUAGUCAUUUCUCUUUCUUUAAUUUCUCGUUUGCUUCUUUUUUUUCUUUUUAAAAUUCUUUUUUUUUUCGUUGACCUAUUUUCAUUUCCCUUUCAUUCCUUAUGUCUUUUGCAUUUCCUUCUUUCGGGCUACGAUCUAUCUAUCUAUCUAUCUAUCUAUCUAUCUAUCUAUCUAUCUAUCUAUCUAUCUAUCUCGCCUGACGAUCUAGCCAUCUCGCCUGACGAUCUAUCUAUCUAUCUAUCUAUCUAUCUAUCUAUCUAUCUAUCUAUCUAUCUAUCUGAAGAUCUAUCGAUCUAUCUCGCCUGGGUAUCUAUCUAUCUAUCUAUCUAUCUAUCUAUCUAUCUAUCUAUCUAUCUAUCCUGA
Messenger RNA from Acanthosepion pharaonis, 2439 nucleotides. The record is from the annotation of a GenBank genome assembly. Lineage: Eukaryota; Metazoa; Mollusca; Cephalopoda; Sepiida; Sepiidae.